AUGCCACCGCCAUCCACAGCUCAUGCCAACCUCACAGCAUUAUGUAGAAAGGCUCAGUUAAAAGAGGCGCUGCACAUUCUGCUUACUACACACAAACCCCCUGAAGACUCUUCUACUUAUCUUCAACUAUUGCAGACCUGCAUCGUCAAGAAUGCUCUUUUACAAGGGAAAAUAAUCCACACUUUUAUCGCUCAGAGGCGAUUUGCAUUUGCUAGACGAACAUCUUUUCGAAAUAAGUUUCUUAACAUGUAUGUCAAAUGCGGCAGUUUGGUGGAUGCUCGUAAAGUGUUUGACCAGAUGGAAGAACGAGACAGCGUCUCAUGGAAUGUGAUGAUUGCAGUAUACAGAAGACAUGGGUAUCCUCAGGAGGCACUCAGACUGUUUCACCAAAUGCAACGAACAGGAUAUGCACAAAACGGGUUUACUGAAAAAGCCUUACAAGUUUAUAAGCAAAUGCAAGUGGUUGGUGUAAAGCCGAACUCUUCAACCUUUGCCAGCAUUCUCCCAGCCUGUGCUCAAAUUGGAGCUUUGGAACUGGGUACAGUUGUCCAUCAAAACAUAAUUAAAAGUGGAGUAUGUUUAGAUGUUAUAGUUGGAAGUGCGCUAGUCGACAUGUAUGCAAAAUGUGGAAGCAUGCACAAGGCAUUCGAACUGUUUGACGAAAUGCCUCAAAGAAAUGAGGUCUCAUGGACUGUGAUGAUUGCAGGAUAUGCACAAAAUGGAUUUGUUCAAAAAGCCUUAGAAACUUUUAAGCAAAUGCAGCUGGCAGGUGUAAAGCCAGACUCUACAACCUUUUCCAGUCUCCUUCCAGCCUGUACCAAAAUCGGAGCUUUAGAUCAGGGUAUGAAGCUCCAUCAAGAUAUAAUUGAAAGAGGAUUAUCGUCAGAUAUUGCAGUUGGCAAUGCCCUGAUAGACAUGUACGCAAAAUGUGGAAGGAUACACAAAUCAUGUGAAAUAUUUGACAAAAUACUUCGAAGGGACGUGAUCUCAUGGAAUUCAAUGAUUGCAGGAUACGCACAAUAUGGGUUUGUUGAAAAGGCUAUAGAAACCUUUAAUCAAAUGCUAUUGGCAGAUAUAAUGCCAGACUUAACAACCUUUGCCAGCAUCCUACCAGCCUGUGCAAAAAUGGAAGCUUUAGAACUGGGUAUGAACCUCCAUCAGAGCAUAAUCAAAAGUGGAUUUCUGUCAGACGUCGUAACUGCAAAUACGCUGAUAGACAUGUACGCAAAAUGUGGAAGCAUUCUCAAAGCACGUGAAGUGUUUAACAGACUGGCUCAAAGAGAUGCCAUCUCAUGGAAUGCCAUGGUUGCGGGAUAUGCACAGAAUGGGUUUUUUGAAAAGGCUCUGGAAACAUUUAAGGAAAUGUCGUUGGCAGAUGCAAAACCAGACUUCACAACCUUUGCCAGCAUAUUACCAGCCUGCUCAAAAGUAGGAGCUUUAAAGCAGAGUAUGGAAAUACAUCAAUUCAUAAUCAAAAGCGGCUUUUCUUCAGAUGUUGUAGUAACUAAUGCUUUGAUAGACGUCCAUGCAGGUUUAGUGGAUGAGGGCUGUAAAUACUUCAAGAGCAUGAGUGAGUCUUAUUGCAUUAUGCCUAAAACCAAUCACUAUGUGUGCAUGGUCGACGUCCUCAGCCGAGCUGGCUAUCUUGAGGAAACUCUAAAGUUUAUCAUCAAAAUGCCAAUUAAACCUGUAAUGGUUGUGUGGACAUGUUUUCUCAGUGUUUGUAGAUUACAUAAGAAUAUAGAGUUGGGAGUAUUUACAGCAAGUCUCCUUCUUGAGCUGGAUCCUAAGAAUGCCACGACUUAUGUUCUUCUGUCAAACUUCUAUGCAGAAAUGGGGAGGUGGGAAGAAGUUCACAUGGUAAGGAGACUGAUGAAUGAUAGAGGAAUUAAAAAAGUACCCGGAAGUAGUUGGAUUGCAGGCCAUAAAGUCGUACAUGCUUAUUGUGGAGACUGA
Messenger RNA from Cryptomeria japonica (Japanese cedar), 1956 nucleotides. Its product is annotated as pentatricopeptide repeat-containing protein At2g13600. The transcript is spliced from 3 exons. NCBI's taxonomy places the organism in Eukaryota, Viridiplantae, Streptophyta, Pinopsida, Cupressales, Cupressaceae. Bases 1 to 1956 code for a protein of 651 amino acids. The record is from RefSeq and is a predicted model, not a curated record. Gene Ontology annotation, biological process: RNA modification. Gene Ontology annotation, molecular function: RNA binding; protein binding.